This is a messenger RNA of Python bivittatus (Burmese python), 2001 nucleotides long. The record is from RefSeq and is a predicted model, not a curated record. Lineage: Eukaryota; Metazoa; Chordata; Lepidosauria; Squamata; Pythonidae.
AUGGUAGCCUCCUGAUGCUGACGUGCACGUGUGUGUACGGCUGUCCGACUGACGAAUAAAUUGGUUUUUGCGGGACGACUUGCUUAGUAUACUGCCUUCAUUUCUCAAAGUAGCUUGUUUUUGUUUAAUUUUCGAACACAUGAAGACCAAAUCGUCGGCUCACAAGACUGAGAACACGCAUCGGUUUCUCACUUUUUCAGAACGUUUAAGCAAUGUAAAUAUUGAUGUUAUACAUCGCAUUGAUAGAACAGGAAGCUAUGCUGAGGAGGUUGAGACAUAUUUUCAUGAAGGACUGGAGAAAUGGAGAGAGCUGAAUCUGACACGGCAUUUUGUGACAUUCUACAGACAAGUAGUCAACAAAUGCCAGUCUUUCAACCAGAUAGUGUACUACCAGAAUGACAUUGUAAAAAGCUUGAAAACCCACCUGCAAGUGAAAAACAGUCUUGCAUUUCAACCCCUUUUGGAUUUGGUAGUACAGCUGGCCCGUGAUCUUCAGACGGAUUUUUAUCCACAUUUUCAAGAUUUUUUUCUCUGCAUUACAAGUCUGUUAGAUACUCAGGACACAGAAUUGCUAGAAUGGGCCUUUACAUCACUUUCUUACCUUUACAAAUACUUAUGGAGACUAAUGGUGAAGGACAUGUCCAAUAUUUACGGAUUGUACAGUACCCUUCUGGCUCAUCGCAAACAGCACAUCAGGAACUUCGCAGCAGAAAGCUUUACCUUCCUGAUGAGGAAGGUUUCUGACAAAAAUGCCCUUUUAAACCUUAUGUUCCUUGAUCUGGGAGAGCAUCCAGAGAAAGUGGAAGGCGUGGGACAAUUAAUUUUCGAGAUGUGCAAGGGGGUUAGAAACAUGUUCCAUUCUUGUGCAGAAAAGGCCAUACUGUUGGUUUUGAAGAAGAUGGGGCCAGUUACAGAAACAGAGGUUAUACUCCCUUGGGUUUCUGUUGGAGAAGUUUGCAAACAUAUGGCACAAUCAGCUGCUAGAUACAUCUACAGGGAACAUUUUGAUGUCUUUUUCAGAUGUUUGCAGGAAUCAGUGUUUCAGUUGCAAGAAAAGAUAACCAAGGACAACUGUUGUGAAGCUUCUGAACAAAUGGAAAGAUUAUUGCAGGUGUACUUGACUAUAGCAGAGUAUGCACGUGGCUCAAAAAUUUCACAAUCUGAAGAAGUUUGUAAGACAUUAACAAAAAUAAUAGAUACAUCUGAUCUCACAGUGCCUUGUUGUGAUACCCUGCUUAAAGUUAUUUCUAUUUUGCUUCUUGAUGAGAAUGUCUUAUUGCCUGAUUCUUUGGUGAAAGAAACUGUUGAAAAGGUCUUCAGAGGUGGAUUUGAAUGGUGUUCUGUUUUAGAUUUUUCUAAAGCUAUGUUUCUAAUGAAACAGUUUGAAAAGCAAUUUCUUCCCAGCCUCCUUGAGUACAUUGAGUACUGUAUCUAUGGAGAUGAUGCUGUGAUCCAAGAAGAGGCCUUAGCAGUUCUCUCUGGACUCAUCCUAAAGAAAGCAGAACCUCCCUCUAUUGGAUCAAUGGCAUUUGAGAAGUAUCCCCUUGUUUUUACAGAAUCAGCUAAAGGACUGAGUAGAAGAUAUUUGAGAAAUAAGAAGAUGGAAGAAAAAGAACAGAAGACUGUGCUAGAUCAUAUUCUGUCUUGCAUCAGAUUACCCAGAAGCAGAAACACAGCUGAUCUUUCACAACCCUGGGCAGCCCUUGUAGUACUUCCACAUAUAAGACCACUUGUGAAAGAAAAAAUUACACCAGCAAUUGCAAGUUUCUCUGAGAGUCUCUUGGCUGCUCUUGACAAAGGACAGUUCUGCAAAGGAAACUUGUUUGUGGCUUGUCAAGCUGUGAGUACACUUCUUAGUUUAGUGGAAUCCUUGGAAAUUCUAGAUACGUUACCAGUGGAACGCAUAAAGACUUUAUUGAUGUAUGUAUACUAGGAAAAUAUUUCCCUAUGGAAUAGCAACCCUAGCUGUAGUUAGCCUACUUUUUGCUAUAAUGUUACCAA